GGUUUCGGACGGGAGGAGAGCAGAAGGGGGGCAGUCAUUUGUGCAGUGAGGCAGAGGACUGCUGUGCUAUCUGAGGUACCUUGUCACCCUGGCACAGUGUAGCCCGGCACUGGCGAGGAGGCUGACCCGGAGGACAUCCAGAGUAGCACUUGGCAGCAGGAGCCCAGUGUCAAAGUGCAGGCUGAUCCCAAAGUGAGGAGCCAAGCAGGGGAAGUUGUCUGAUCCUGGACCCUACCUGCCCGAGAGUGUCAGCCCCUCUCUGAGGAGCAGGGACAGCAGGACACAUCAUGGCUUGUAGACUGCUGCUGACUGCGCUGCUGGGGAUUCUUGUACCUACAUGCUGGGCUCGUGUGUACACCAACCACUGGGCUGUGAGGAUAAAAGGGGGAGCCCAGGAAGCCGACAGGAUAGCUAGCAAGUAUGGAUACGUCAACAUGGGAAAGAUCGGGUCACUCCAGGAUUACUAUCACUUUUAUCACAGUAGAACCAUCAAGAGGUCAGUCUUAUCAAGUCAAGGAACGCACAACUUCAUUUCAAUGGAACCAAAGGUGGAGUGGAUAGAACAGCAGGUUGUUAAAAAAAGGACGAAAAGGGAUUAUAAAGAUAGUAAUAUUCAUUCGGCCUAUUUCAACGAUCCCAAGUGGCCAAGCAUGUGGUACAUUCACUGCAGCGAGAACGCCCACCACUGUCAAUCAGACAUGAACAUCGUAGGAGCUUGGAAACGAGGAUACACUGGAAAAAAUGUGAUAGUUACUAUUCUAGAUGAUGGCAUUGAAAGGAAUCAUCCUGACCUGAUGCAGAAUUAUGAUCCUUUGGCCAGCACUGAUAUCAAUGGCAAUGACUAUGAUCCUAUGCCUCGCUAUGAUGCAAGCAAUGAAAACAAGCAUGGGACUCGCUGUGCUGGAGAAGUUGCUGCUACCGCAAACAAUUCUCACUGUACGGUCGGAAUAGCUUUCAACGCUAGGAUUGGAGGAGUGCGCAUGUUGGAUGGAGAUGUAACAGAUAUGGUGGAAGCCAAAUCCCUCAGUCUAAACCCCCAACACGUACAUAUCUACAGUGCAAGCUGGGGUCCCGACGAUGAUGGCAAAACUGUGGAUGGACCAGCAUCUCUUGCCCGUGAUGCCUUUGAGAAUGGCAUCAGAACAGGAAGAAGAGGCUAUGGUUCAAUUUUUGUGUGGGCAUCUGGCAAUGGUGGCAGAAGUCGAGAUCACUGCUCGUGUGAUGGGUAUACCAAUAGUAUCUAUACAAUCUCAAUCAGCAGUACGACAGAGAGUGGCAAGAAGCCUUGGUAUCUAGAAGAGUGCGCUUCUACAUUGGCUACAACGUACAGCAGUGGGGAAUCAUACGACAGAAAAGUGAUCACCACAGAUCUUCGUCAGCGUUGCACGGACAGUCACACUGGAACCUCAGCAUCAGCACCUAUGGCUGCUGGAAUCAUAGCCCUUGCACUAGAAGCAAAUCCAUUCUUAACUUGGAGAGAUGUACAGCAUAUCAUUGUAAGGACGUCUCGCCAAAGACACCUAAAUGCCCCUGACUGGAAGACAAAUGCUGCAGGCCACAAGGUGAGCCAUCUAUAUGGAUUUGGCUUGAUGGAUGCUGAAGCCAUGGUGAUAGAGGCAGAGAAAUGGACAACGGUCCCUGCACAGCACAUUUGUGUUGAAAACACAGACCGCCAGAUCAAGACGAUUAGACCAGACAAUGUGGUACGUUCCGUGUACAAAGCCACAGGAUGUGCUGACAACGUCAAUCACCAUGUCAUUUACCUGGAACAUGUGGUCGUACGUAUCACAAUUACACACCCACGCAGAGGAGACCUGGCUAUCUAUCUGACAUCUCCUUCAGGCACCAGAUCACAGCUGUUAGCUAACAGGCUAUUUGACCAUUCCAUGGAAGGAUUUAAGAACUGGGAGUUUAUGACAACACACUGCUGGGGUGAAAAAGCCUCAGGGGAUUGGAUACUGGAGAUAUAUGAUACACCAUCCCAACUGAGGAACUUCAAGACACCAGGUAAAUUGAAAGAUUGGUCCUUAGUAUUAUAUGGAACUUCUAUCCAGCCAUAUUCCCCUAGAAAUGAUGUUCCUAAAGUGGAGAGGGUACGCUCCAGCCCUGUUGAGGAGCCAUCGGAGGAAUACAAUAUUGAUGACUAUGCAGGUCCCUGUGAUGCAGAAUGCAGUGACGUGGGCUGUGACGGACCUGGACCCCAUCACUGCACUGACUGUCUACACUUUUAUUAUAAAGCAAAAAACAAUACAAGGAUUUGUGUAUCGGAAUGUCCCUCAGGCCACUACUUUGCCGAAAAGAAGAGGUGUAAAAAAUGUUUCCCGAACUGUGACACGUGUGUAGGAAGUCGUAGUGACCAGUGCACAGCUUGUAAACCUGGCUACUACUUAAAUGAGGAGACCAACAGCUGCAUCACCAACUGCCCAGAUGGCUUCUACUUGAAUGAAAAUAAGAACCUCUGUCGAAAAUGCCAAGAGAACUGUAAGACUUGCACUUCUGCUGACAAUUGUACGGAAUGCAGACAUGGCCUGAGUUUGCAGGGAUCCCGAUGCUUCAUCAGCUGUGAUGAUGGAAAAUACUACAGCACUGUGAAGAAGGAGUGUGAUCCAUGUCACAGAUCCUGUGCCACAUGCUCAGGUCCUGGAAUAGAUAAUUGUAUAAAUUGUGCAAAAGAAAUCUACUUUGAAGAUGGACGUUGUGUCAUUUCGUGUGGCUCUCAAUAUUAUAUGGCACCACCGAAAACAAAUGGGUUUAAAACAUGUAAAAGAUGUGAUGGCAGCUGUUUAUCCUGUGCUGGGCCCGGGGACAGAAACUGUACUACUUGUCCGGAUGGCUAUCUACUGGAAGGCAACACGUGUCUAGUUGGAACGGUGUGUAAAGAUGGCGAAUACAUUGAAAAAGCUGGACACUGUAUGCCCUGCGAUGCCUCUUGCCAUAAGUGCACUGGUCCUGGAAGGCAUACUUGCAUUGGCUGCUCUAUUACCAGGUUCUUGGAUGAUGGACAGUGUGUAUUAACCUGCCCUGUUGGCAAAUAUGAAUUCAACAGGCAAUGUCAUAUGUGUCACCAUACAUGCCUUGCGUGCAAUGGAAGCGAGCCUGACACGUGCACAUCCUGUGGCAUUGAUAAAAAUGGAAGAACACGUUAUCUGUAUAAAGGGGAAUGCAGAGAAGGCUGCCCGGAGGGGUAUUACAUUGAAGACAGCCGAUGUAUGCCGUGCUCUGAAAACUGUCAAUCCUGCAAGAGCGGCAAGCAGUGUGACAAGUGUUUGGAGGGUUACUCUUCUGUGGAUGGUGUCUGCAAUGAGCUGGAGUGUCCAGAAGGAAAAGUUGAAGAUCCAGACAGUGAAGAAUGUGUACCUUGUACAGACGGAUGCAAAGUAUGCUCUGCAGAUGAUCCUGAGCUGUGUUCCUCCUGCUUUGCCAACUAUUAUAUGUUCGAGGAUUUAUGCUACACAGUCUGCCCAGAUGGCACAUACAGGAGAGACCUAGAAAUGAGGUGCUUCCCGUGUGAACCUUCAUGCCUCAGUUGUACUGAAGAUGAGUGCCUAUAUUGUGAGAAGGACUUCUAUCUGAAAGAUGGUGCUUGUGUCGAUGACUGUGGCCUUGGAUUCUAUUCUGAUGAUGUAGAGAGAGAAUGUGAUUCCUGUUACAGAUAUUGUGACACAUGUACUGGGCCUGACUAUGAUGAAUGCACCACCUGCAAACCAAACUUACAAUAUCAGAGUGGCCAGUGUGUGAAUCCAUCUGACCAGAAAAAUGGGAGGCUUCCAGGAACAUACUGGAAUGAAUAUGCAAAAGAAUAUCAGCCCUGUGAUGACAGUUGUAUGACCUGCAAUACAUCAUCUAUAGCGUGUACUUCAUGUCAUUCAGGGACAUAUCUGCAUGAGGAAGAUUGUAUUUCUUCAUGUCCUAAAGGAACGUUCAGCAAUACAAAGGACAAGCGGUGUGAGAAGUGCACAGAAGAUUGUGAAAUUUGCGAUGAAUACAAUCAAUGUCUUAAGUGCACGUAUCGCUACCUACAUGAUGGGAGAUGCUAUAAGAAGUGCCCAGAAGGUUUCUUUGGCCAAGGACAGGGAUGUACAGAAUGCUACGAGGACUGCAGAACAUGUGAAAAAGCUGUAAAUUAUUGUUUAUCAUGCCAUGCUCCUAACGUACUACAUGAAGCAACGUGUACAAGUACCUGCCCAGCCAAGUUCACUGACAUUAAAGGCAUCUGCAUACACUGUCCUCCUGACUGCCUGUCAUGUGUGGAUGACAAAACCUGCACAGCAUGCAUGCCUAAUUAUUUUCUCCAUGAAGACAAAUGUCUGAGCUCAUGUCCUGAUGGAUAUUAUGGUGAAGAUGGCAGCUGUGUGCCUUGUGAUGUCCUAUGCGCAAAAUGCAGUGGACCUGAUCCAGAUGAUUGUGAGGAAUGUGCCAGUCCUAAGUUUUUCCUAUAUAAUGGUGAAUGUCUUGGUGGAUGCCCACAUGGUACCUUCAGUAUACCAGAGGAAAGACAUUGUCAAGACUGUGACAGCAGUUGCAAGGCUUGCCAUACCUCGGACAUUUGCGACGAAUGCGAAGAAGGUUUUUACAAAAACAGAGAGGGCUACUGUGUAGCAUAUAAGACAUGCACACUUCAUGAGUAUGUAGAUGAAUACGGGGACUGUGUGCCAUGUCAUAAGCAAUGCUCCAGGUGUAUGGGAGCGACUGAGCAUCACUGCUUGAGCUGCAAAGCUAAAUCCUUCCUUCUGAAUGCCACCUGUGUGGACACCUGUCCUGAUGGAUAUUAUGCAGAAGAUGAUGAAAGGCGUUGUGUCCCAUGCCAUAGAAGCUGUAAGACUUGCUCUGAGAGACAUAGCGUGGACUGCCUGACUUGUGAAGAAGGAUCAUACAUGCAGGGUCACAGCUGUGUACAACAUUGCUUGAUAGGAUAUUAUGCUGAGAACUCCUCUGCGUCAUGUCAGAAAUGCCACAAGUCCUGCAGGGAGUGUGAAGGCCCGGACUCCUCUGAGUGCCUCUCCUGCCACAACAACUUUUUCCUCAUGAGAACUAAAAAAAAGUGUUACAGCUCUUGUCCUGAAUUCUACUAUGAGGACCGUGUACUAAAAGCUUGCGAAAGAUGUCAUCCAACCUGCAGGACCUGCAGUGGUUCAGGAGCUCUUUCCUGCACGUCCUGUGUAUCCAGUUACCAGCUUUCAGGGCAAAUUUGUCACUCGGAGUGUUUUGCUGGAGAAUUCAAGCGUAUGCAGGAUCCUGAUGCACAAUGUGAGAAAUGCCAUGAAAGCUGCAUAGAAUGUAAGGGGCCUGGACCUCAGAACUGUACCGUGUGUCAAGCAGGCUUCUCACUCUAUGUAGAUGAAUGGAGGUGUGUGCGUUGCUGCAGUGCCAAACUACAAGACACAGGGGAAUGCUGCGACUGCACUGAAAGGCUGGAGGAAUGUAUCCUGAUUACAGGACUCUUGGAAGAAAAACCUGAUCAUAAAAAGGCAGCUUUGUCUGUGGCGAUAUCCAUUCUGCUGGUGCUUACUGCGGUAACAGCCAUAUUCCUUUGGCGACGAAGGGCCCGUUCAAAAACUUUGACUGUCAAGAAAGGCGGCUAUGAAAAGUUACCAGACCAAACCAAAUCCUACCAGUCUUACAAAAGUGCUAGAGAAAGCACUUCCAGCUUCCAGCAGGACCACGUGAUUGAAUACCAAGAUCGUGACGAGGAGGAAGAUGAUGAUGAUGACGACGAAGAUAUCGUUUACAUGGGACAGGAUGGGACAGUGUAUAGGAAAUUUAAAUAUGGACUUCUAGAAGAUGACGAUGAUGAGGAUUUAGAGUAUGAUGAUGAAAGUUAUUCCUUUAGAUAAUGUAUGUAAAUAUCAUCAGCACUGAAAUAAUGGUAAGGACUAAGAGGACAUACAUUAGGAUUAUUUACAUACAGCCGUUUUGCACUGUGGCAUACGGUAUAUAAUCCCAUUGGACCACAAAUUAAACUAUUUCAAUAUGCGUUCACACAAGUGUAAGGGCUCGUUCACACAAACUUUUUUUGUGUUCCGUAUACGGACCCAUUCAUUUCAAUGGUUCC
Messenger RNA from Bufo gargarizans (Asiatic toad), 6052 nucleotides. It is a transcript of the gene PCSK5, whose product is annotated as proprotein convertase subtilisin/kexin type 5. The transcript is spliced from 37 exons. Gene Ontology annotation, biological process: peptide hormone processing. The coding region runs from base 288 to 5834 and encodes 1848 amino acids. Gene Ontology annotation, molecular function: protein binding; serine-type endopeptidase activity. The record is from RefSeq and is a predicted model, not a curated record. Gene Ontology annotation, cellular component: Golgi membrane; trans-Golgi network. Lineage: Eukaryota; Metazoa; Chordata; Amphibia; Anura; Bufonidae.